Yarrowia lipolytica CLIB122 is the source of this 1758-nucleotide messenger RNA. RefSeq lists its product as uncharacterized. The record is from RefSeq and is a predicted model, not a curated record. NCBI's taxonomy places the organism in Eukaryota, Fungi, Ascomycota, Dipodascomycetes, Dipodascales.
AUGGCCAAGGGCAAGCUGUCGUCUGGCGGCGUCAAGAGCUCUGUGGCGGACAAAACCACCGCGGCAGCCAUCCACACGCUGCCCCGAAUCCAGGGAGACGACACUGUCUACGUGCCCGACAAGGUGAACCGACACAACAUGAACCCGACCUACUUCCUGCCCCGAGCGGCCGAGAUCGAGCCCAACGCCAAGGCCUACAUCCACAAGGGCGCCGACGGCGUUCGUGUGGAGCGCACCUACGGCGAGAUGGCCGACCGAGUGCUGGGACUCGCCACCUACUUCAAAAGCAAGGAGUUUAAGCGGGUGGCCAUCUGUGGACCCAAUACGCCCGCCCACCUCGAGACCAUGUUCGGAGCCGUGGCCGCAGGUGCCUACGUGCUGGGCCUCAACUACCGGCUCACCAUGGGCGAAAUCACCUACAAGAUGGAGCUGGGAGACGCCGACUGCGUCGUGGUCGACCGGGAGUUUGUGCACCUGAUCUCGCCCGAGAUCCGAGCAAAGUGCCAGGUCAUUGUGGACGACGAUGUGUCUGGAGCCUCCAAGCCCCAGCAGCCCGGAGAGAUUCUCUACUCCAAUGUCGUCCAGCAGGGCAUGCAGCUGGCUAAGGAGCAAAAGACAACCUGGGACAAUCUGCACGUCCAGAACGAAGACGAAGACGAAAUUCUAGGCCUCUUCUACACGUCUGGAACCACCGGAAAACCCAAGGCCGUCGAGUACACCCAUCGAUCCGUCUACCUGUGUGCCAUGUCCAACAUCAUCGAGGCUGGUCUCAACUGCGAGACCGUCGAUGGACACAACCGAUGCCACUAUCUGUGGACUCUGCCUCUGUUCCACGCCGCCGGUUGGACCUUCCCUUACUCGGUGACGGCGGUUCGUGGCACACACGUGCUGCUGCGAAAGAUUGAGCCCGAUUACAUCUGGGAUCUGCUUGUUGACGACCGAAUCACCCACUUCAACGCCGCCCCCACCGUCAACAACAUGCUGGUGAACAACCCCAAGGCCCGACGUCUCCCCCAGACCGUUCGUGUCACCGUUGCUGCCUCUCCUCCCUCCGCAGCUCUCUUCAACAAGAUGUUCGACAUGAACCUUCACCCCGUGCACAUGUACGGCCUCACUGAGUCCUAUGGCCCGUUUGUGCGAAACUACUUCCUGCAGGACUGGCACGGAGCCACUGGCGAUGAGCGGUACGCUCUCAUGGCCCGUCAGGGAUUCGCCUUUGUCGGCUCGCAGUCUGUCCAGGUGAUUGCCAACAACGACAUCAACCAGCCCGUACCCCGAAAUGGACAGGAGAUUGGCGAGAUUGUGUGCCGAGGAAACGCAGUCAUGGCCCGAUAUCACAAGGACCCUGAGGCCACGGCCAAGGCGUUUGAGCAGGGCUGGUUCCACACCGGCGAUCUGGCAGUCGUCAACCCCGACGGCUCCAUCAAGAUUCUCGACAGAAAGAAGGACAUUAUCAUUUCCGGCGGUGAGAACAUCUCUUCCGUGGCCGUCGAGGGCAUCAUCUGCAAGUAUGACAACGUCCUGGAGGUUGCUGUGGUUGGCAUCCCUGACGAAAAGUACGGUGAGGUCCCCAAGGCGUUCCUGAUUCUGAAGGACAAGUCCAAGCCUUUCGACACUGACAAGAUGAUUGCCUGGAUGCGGGAGCGAAUGGGUGCCUACCAGAUUCCUCGACAGGUGUCUGUGGUCGACGAUCUGCCCCGAACCUCCACUGGUAAGAUCAAGAAGAACGUUCUUCGAGACUCUGUGCAGGCUGCCUAG